This is a messenger RNA of Oryza brachyantha (malo sina), 1764 nucleotides long. Its product is annotated as cytochrome P450 93G2. The transcript has 2 exons. The record is from RefSeq and is a predicted model, not a curated record. Bases 66 to 1634 code for a protein of 522 amino acids. Lineage: Eukaryota; Viridiplantae; Streptophyta; Magnoliopsida; Poales; Poaceae. Gene Ontology annotation, molecular function: monooxygenase activity; heme binding; iron ion binding.
AGACAGCUGAUUGAUUUGUGUACAGCAUAAAUAAGGAGAGCAGAGCAGAGAUGAGGCGAUGAAUUAUGCUGCAGCCUCCUGACCAAAUGCAAAUGCAAAUGGAGGAGCGAGGCGGCGUCGGCGCCGUCGCCGUGCUUGUUGGCCUGGUCGUCGCCGUCGUCGUGGCGGUGAUCAGGCGCGGAGCUGCAGCCGGAAGCAGCAAACGCAGCCGGCUGCCCCCGAGCCCCAUGGCCCUGCCCAUCGUCGGCCACCUGCACCUCAUCCGCCCGCCUCCCCACCGCGCCUUCGACCGCAUCCUCGCCCGCCACGGGCCCAUCGUCUACCUCCGCCUCGGCCCCUCCACGCACUGCGUUGUCGUCGGCUCGGCCGACGUCGCGCGCGACUUCCUCAAGUUCGAGGCCAGCAUCCCGGAGCGGCCUCCGACGGCGGUCACGAGGCAGCUGGCGUACGGCGCGGCGGGCUUCGCCUUCGCGCCCUACGGGCCCUACUGGCGCUUCGUGAAGCGGCUGUGCAUGUCUGAGCUGCUGGGCCCGCGCACCGUCGAGCUGCUGCGGCCCGUCCGUGGCGCGGAGCUGGCGGGCGUGCUGCGCGCAGCGCAGGCGGCGGCGGAGCGGGGCGAGGGCGUGGACAUGAGCCAGGAGCUGGUCCGCAUGGCCAACAACGCCAUCAUGAGGAUGGUAGCGAGCGCCCUGCCCGGCGAGAUGGCGGAGGCGGCGAGGGACUGCGCCAAGCAGGUGGCGGAGCUGGUGGGGGCGUUCAACGCGGAGGACUUCGUGGCGCUGUGCCGCGGCUGGGACCUGCAGGGCCUUAGCCGGAGGACGCGCGAGGUGCACGGAAGGUUCGACGCGCUGCUGGAGACCAUGAUCGGGGCCAAGGAGGAGGCCCGGAGGCAGAGCGGCGGCCAGCGGGAGAGCAAGGACCUGCUGGACAUGCUCAUGGACGCGGCGGAGGACGACACCGCCGAGGUGAAGCUCAGCAGGGAGAACAUCAAGGCCUUCGUCCUCGACAUCUUCACCGCCGGGUCUGACACGACGGCCACCACCGUGGAGUGGAUGCUGGCGGAGCUGGUUAACCAUCCGGAGUACAUGGCGAAGCUGCGCGCCGAGCUGGACGCGGUGGUCGGGCGGUCGCGUCUGGUGGGCGAGCAGGACGUGGCGCGGCUACCCUACCUGCAGGCGGUACUCAAGGAGACCUUGCGCCUGCGGCCGCCAGCGGUGUUUGCGCAGCGCGUGACGGUGGAGCCAGUGCAAGUGUGUGGCUACACCAUCCCCACCGACACGCAGGUGUUCUUCAACAUCUUCUCCAUUGGCCGCGACGCCUCGUACUGGGACGAACCGCUCGAGUUCCGGCCGGAGCGCUUCUUGCCCGGCGGCGCCGCCGCCAGCGUGGACCCCAAGGGGCAGCACACGCAGCUGAUGCCGUUCGGUAGCGGCCGCCGCGCCUGCCCCGGCAUGGGCCUCGCCACGCAGGCCGUGCCGGCGUUCCUGGCGGCGCUGGUGCAGUGCUUUGACUGGGCGCCACCGCCGUCGCAGGGGCUGCCGCUGGACAUGGAGGAGGCGCCGGGGCUGGUGUCCGCCCGCAAGCAGCCACUCCUGCUCCUCCCGACCCCGCGCAUCCACCCGCUCCCUUCCUAGCUCAUCCGCGCACACGUCCAUUAUUUUCUUACUGUUACUGCUACGUCCAUUUCUAUACGCUUUGUAACUCAAAUAUUAAUUGUUGAAAAAUUUAUAUAUUAUAUAUAUGCAAACUUCAAUUGUUUUUAAA